AUGGCGGCACCAAAUCAACACAUUGUCGAUGAGGUUGGCGAUACCGCGGAUUUUCUGGUGGAAGCAAUGGAGGAGGUGCAAACGUCGAUGGCUCUUAUUCACGCGACGGUGGGUACGUUACGCAAUACCAUGUCAGAGAUAUUAAAAGCCAUGUCGGAGCUGAAAGCAGCGCUUCAACCCACGGCGACUACAGCAGCGCCGGCGAAGGAAUCAUCACAAGUACCGGCGGAUCAGGACCUCCCCGUGUCCCCGAAGAAACAACCGAUCGCGGCGGAUAACACAUCGGACGAGAAGGAGUCUCGCUACACUCAUCUGAAGAAGAUCCAGAUCGAGAUGCCGGUGUUCGACGGCCGCAAUGUAGACUCGUGGAUUCUCCGAGCUGAAAGGUAUUUCAAAAUCGGAGGUUUCACGGAGGCGGAGAAGCUUCGGCUAGCUUACCUGAGCGUCGACGGCGAAGCCUUGAACUGGUUCAACCUCUGGGAGCGUCGUGAACCGUUUCUGGAUUGGAGCGAUUUCAAAUCUCGGCUGUUAGACCGAUUUGGGGAUUCGUUGGUAUCCGGUGGUGGCUUGAGUCGUUUACUCACUCUCAAACAGGUGGAUUCUGUUGUAGGCUAUCUCGGCGAAUUCGAGAAGCUGGCGUCGCAGUCGUCGACGUCGGACAUCUCCGAUGAACUUCUGAGAACCCUUUUCACCAGUGGGCUCAAGCAAGAGAUUAGGCGUAUGCUUCCUCUGUAUCAACCAAAGGGGUUAAACGAUAUGGUCACAAAGGCUCGCGGAGUGGAGAAGAUUUGUUUUUGGAAUCCACCAAUCGAAACUGAUGACAUUAACUAA
Messenger RNA from Microthlaspi erraticum, 831 nucleotides. The record is from the annotation of a GenBank genome assembly. Lineage: Eukaryota; Viridiplantae; Streptophyta; Magnoliopsida; Brassicales; Brassicaceae.